AUUCAGGAUAAAGAUGGUGGUAGUUGUUAGUUUUGCCUAAAAUCAGGAGUUUUUUCUAAGGAUUUAUUUUAAUACCAACGAUCCUUUUUCUACCGUAAGAUAUUUGAAACUAGCAUUAGAAAGGGCUGAAUAAGCACAUUGAGCUAUAAAACCACCAAGAAAAAUUGGCAUUUAUGGUGAAUGAAUGUGGACCAAAUCGUUUAAUAUCGAGGUGAUAGUGAUAUGUUUCCUGUCACUCAUCCCCUGGCCAGGUCCCAGUGUCUUCAAGAUACAAUGUUCACGCGAGAGCGCCCGAGUUGUUCGGAAGAUUGUGCAGUCCAAGUGGCUACCAAUCCUGGACAAAUACCAAGUAAUAUUGCCCCUGGAGUGUCCUUUUCAUCCAAUGAGAGAUAUCUUUGGGCCCCAGAAUUCUGCCAAGAAGCAGAAUCGACCGAGUCAGUGGACCUGUGGCUUCUGUGGCAAGAGUUUCUACGAGGAGAAAUUUCUGGAUUUGCACUUCGACAAUCGCCACAAGAACAACAUCAAUAUGGCCGAAGACGCUGUAUGCUUAGCGGACUAUUGCGACAUCAUGCGCUGUGAAGUGCUCCUCAGCCACGACUCAACGUUAUCUUUUGGGGACGCUGCUAUUAUUUCCACGGACAUUGAAGUGUGGAAUGAAGCAACAGCCUAUAGGACUGCCAUGACACCGUCCGGGCCAAGAGAUCUCGCCAGAGUUCCCCUAAGAACCAACUUCUUUCCACCACUUUCAGUCUUUGUCCCGGGCACCAGAGAGGCUAGUGGAAGUGAUGCAGGGCACAAGUCUAGAAAGAAGCAAUGCAAAAGCCAGACAGAGGAUGCCAAUGAGGGUGGAGGAGAACAAUCCAGUGACAAUCUUAAUGCAGCUGAUGAGGAUGAAGAGUCCGACGAUGGGAACAACACGUCAGCUUGUGAUAAGAAUCUUGUAGAUUCUGCUCUGCCCGCAAUAGACAAGAAACAGCAGAAACUGUCUGAGCUACAACGACUUAAGGCAAACUGCAAGACCGAAGAUCUAGAUCUGCUGAAGAAGAAGUGUGAGGUCCUGAUACGAGAUUGUAUCGAGGGUCUCUUGGUGAAUCUGUCUCAUCAAGAUUUCAAAGAAAUGGAAGAUGAACUCAAUCGGGCUGUUUGCUGGUACCUUACAUGCGAGAGAUAUUGGGAAGACAGUCCAUCGGAACCAAAGCCAUUCCCCUGGGGUUUGGUCUUUGUUCUUGUGAUGGUUCUCUCGUUGGGAGUUUGCUUCUGCUACUACAUCAUUUGGGUUCUCUUUGAUAGUUCCGAUGAUAUGACCAUUUCAUCAAGUACCCAAGCUACAGCGAGAUCUAGUCCUCUCCAUGCGCGGCAUCAUCUAGCGCAACCUUCACAGCAGACUCUCUAUUCACAUGGACCUGGUGCUCCUGGCACUGUGGCAGAAACAAGUAGUACAGCUGCAGGAAAUAGUGGUUUCUCGGAGGAAUUCUACUCUGCAGCAACGGAGAUGGGCGAUAUGGGACAAAAUGAGCACUACAUCUACGUAACGUAUCCACCAGAGUUGAAACGUCGACUUUUGGAAAGCUGCUACAAUCGAACAACGCGGUUGUGAGAGUCGAUAGAUGAGUAUGGAGUAAUUAGAUGUAAUUGCAGUAGGAUAUCUAGGAUAAAAGUCAACAGUUCUUUACUAACUUUGAUAACAAGAGCAUAUUCAGUCAAUAACUUAGCCAAAAUAUUCAUAAUGUUACUACCGAAGAAAAUUUCUAACUCACAUAUAGUACUCAAUUUCAAAAUUUGUAGUAGAUGAUAUACUUUAUUUAAAAUUAACUUUAGAAUUUUUGUUUCAAGUUUUAGCAUAUAAAAAUGUGCAAUUUGUGCCUCAUUCAUGAUUUUUUAUUUGUAAUUUUUGGUUAUGACAAAAACAGCAAUAGAAUUUUUGUACAUCGAACCAAUGUAUAGCGUAAGAAGUAAUAUAAAAUAUAAUUAUUUAUGUCUUUUAUAAGGGUCUAUACAUGAAUGUUGUAUUGUGAUUGAUAUUGUCGAUAUUGCCCGUAGUUCUCAUUCUAGUUUAUUGAGAAGGUUACAUUGACUAAAUUAUUAAUAAAAUUUCAGUUCUGGCCUUGUGGCUUGCAAUAGACCGGGACCGUACAGCUUUAAAAGGCAAAAAAAUUAAGCUCUACUUAUUUUUCCAUGCUAAAGGCUUUUGGUUACACGAAUUUAUUCCAUUCUUUUCGUUCUACAGAAGAAUUUUGAACUCAUCGAGUGGCGGAGAAAAUCUUUGGCAGUGUAGUUUUCCUCCGCUACUUCACGUUCCAUAUUUAAAAAAAAAUCUAUUAGGUGUGAGUCCUUCCUAAUCACAUCUAUUUGCAUUAAUUACAAAUGAAGUAUUGUUGCGAUUUUUGAUCCACAAAAAAUCUUCGAUCAUAAGAACAUUGUCAGAGGAGACUUUGGUAGACGGUCAGACCUACUUUCCUCGGAUAAAGUUUUAUCACUGAGAGAAAUCCGAAAAAGUUAAAAUAACAUUCCGGAAAUGUUAAUUUUACCCUGCAUUAUUGAUCGGAAAUCGGUGUAAAUAUUAUACUUUUUAGGUGUAUUAUGGGUUAAAGUUACCCUUUUUCAGGUUAAUUUUACACUUAAAAUGGUGUAAAAUUAACAUUAAAAAAAUAUUGAUAUAUUUUUACACCUAAAAAGUGUUAAAGUUACGAGAAAAAAAAUUAAUCGCACCCUCUUUUUUUUCUCAGUGAUCAGAAAUAUACGUUUACAUUGGUUCGCUAUUAAGUAUUAUUAUUAAAAGUUUAGUUUAGUAUUAUUUAGAAAGAAAAAUCUAAAAAUUAUUACAUUAUAAAUUAGGGAAGAAGGAGGCAAUUUCAAGCAACAGAUUUUUUUUAGUUGAAAUUCAUUACAAUCAACGGACUAAAUUGAUAAAAAUGACUUGACGCAAUUUCUUUUGAAAGAAAAAUAACAAAAAAAAAACAAUUUGUAUUAAAAAUAUUACACUUCAAACUUAACAGAAGGACUUGAAACCCAUUAUUAUUAAUGAAUAUGGACAGACUGUCCACCUGGAAAACCUCUAAUUGGUCUUUCGAUUCAGUUCGAGCAGACACAUUUUUAUUUUCAGGAGUCAUACAUGCCUGAAACUGCCUCACUCUUCACUAUUAAAAACAUGAGUAGAAAUAAUGUAAAAAAAAACUAUUUUAGAAUGAAUGAUUUUGUUUUUCAUUUAAUCUUUCUCAAACAAAUAUAAAUGAUCUUUUCUUAAAUAAUUCUUGUUAGAAAUUAUAUGACUCAUUGUAUUAAUAUUGGUAGAAUGUAGAGUUGGUAAAUUUCAAGAAAUUUCAUGAAUUUCCGCCUAAAGUAGAUGGCGACUGCUGUGAAAUUUCUGAAAUUUUACCAUCUCUAGUAGAAUGUAAUUUAAAACUUUAGUACCUGUUUUAGUUUCACUUGAUAUUGACAAAAGAAGAAAAUCUUCAAUUGAAAAAAAUAACAUCAAAUGUUUUCUAGCUGAAUAAUAUUUUUUUCAAACAAGGCUUGGAAACCUAUGGGAUAAAUUAACAUCAAUAAAGCCCAUAAAGAAAUCCACAAUUCUCUGUGUUUUAUUUAAAUUAAAAAGGCCGUUCUAUAGUGUGAUUAGUGAUACUAUUGCAAUGAAAAAUGAACAAAAUCGAAUUAGGUGUGAUUCUUUAUAAUUACAGUAGACUCUUCGAUAUCCGGCUGACUGAGGGACAAAAUGACAUUUAGAUUUUUUGAAUGAUCAACGGUUUUUCUAUUUUGCGCAGUGUGAAUUUAUUUUCUGUCUGACAAAGAAAAAGAGAAUUUUCUUCAUGGUGUCCUUAUGUUUCAUUUUUUAUCACAAUUAUGUAUUAAAAACUUCGAUACAAUGUUAAUAAUACUUUAAUUCACUCUGGACAAACUUCAUGUUUAGUGAAAAUAAUUUUGAAUAUAUCAACCGCCAGUGUUUGGCAGCUGUCACCCGGAUAUCGAAGUGCUGGAUAUCGAAGAGUCUACUGUACACUUAUUUUCUUCACGUUGGUUUCUGUCACGACUAUUUGGUGAUUUAGAAGACGGCGAUGACUGGGGAAAACAAUCGAGACAGGAACCAAAACAAAGAAAUGUCGAUAAUACAGAAGCCUUAAGAAUAGCGACUUUCCAAAGAAGACAUGUUCAUUUUUCAUUGAAAUAUUUAUUAAUUAUAUAUUUAUUUAUUAUUUUAGCCGUUUUAGAAAUGGUUCUUGGUCAUAAUAAGCAGAUAGGCUUUAAACAAACCUACAAAAUGAGUCACGGGGAGGCGGUAGAACAUAAAAAGCACCUUAAUUUUUGAAAAGAGGUCAAAAAAUUCCCUUUCAACCCGAUUUUCAAAUAAAUACUUAUAUACUUUU
This is a messenger RNA of Phlebotomus papatasi, 4361 nucleotides long. RefSeq lists its product as uncharacterized. The record is from RefSeq and is a predicted model, not a curated record. NCBI's taxonomy places the organism in Eukaryota, Metazoa, Arthropoda, Insecta, Diptera, Psychodidae. The transcript has 6 exons. Bases 185 to 1597 code for a protein of 470 amino acids.